Molecule: messenger RNA, 638 nt
Organism: Rhodotorula graminis WP1
Lineage: Eukaryota; Fungi; Basidiomycota; Microbotryomycetes; Sporidiobolales; Sporidiobolaceae
Exons: 3
Coding region: 218-625 (135 amino acids)
Source: RefSeq, a predicted model, not a curated record
CGACUGGCACCAGCUCGCCCGCAAGGCCACAAAGACCCACCCUGGCACUUCCGCCCGCACCGACAGGCCCGACAGCAACUCGGCCACAAGCUCGAGCGCGCUGCCCUCCUCCUCGACCAGCGCGACCACGACGCCGACAAAGCGUCUUCCGCACCGGGCGCGUCCACCAACGACGACGACGGCGACGCCGCUGCCAUCGCCGCAGACGCCGACAGCGAUGACGAGCACGCCGACCUCGCAACCGCCGACCCGUUCACGCGCCACUUUGGGCCAGACUCGGCCCUCGUGCGCGGCAAGGACAAGGCCCAGCUCGAGCUCGAACACGAGUCGCACCGCAAGCGCUCCAAGGGCGUCCUACCCGGCGUUGGCGAGGCGCAGGUGCUCUGGCCCGAGGCCGUCGGCGAGGAUGUGGCGAGGGUCAAGCCUCUCGACGAGGCGCUCAAGACGUACAACCCGAAGCUGCUCGACAAGAUGCGCUCGUCGUCCGCUCGCACUUCGAUCCCGCCGUCCCAGUCGGCCUGGCUCCGCACCCUGUCGACCUACCAGGACGUCCUGUGCCCGCGAGUCGUUGUCGGCAGCGACGAGCACGAGGCCAUCCGCGAGGCGUCGGCGCUGCACGCCAUGAACCACGUCCUCAA